GGGUCGCGGAGCUUGGCCGAUGUAGACGUCGGCAGUAGCCCGAGAGAUUGGUUGCCUGCAGCAACGGCAGCACGGCAGAGCGGUGCAAACACGAGGACGUAUCCGAUGAUACCGCAGAGCUGACAGUCAGCGCUUCUGCGACGAUAAGAAGCGGCGUCGGGGCGAAUGACGACGCAAACCGCCGCGAGGCGAUAACGAGUGCUUCCUGCGGCCGUCCGCACCCAGUGCUCCAGUCGCGGCGGCCAUGGCAGCUCGGCCGCCGACGCUGCACCAGCUUGUGGCGUUGUUGCUGGCGAUGACGCUACUGCUGCCGCCUCUGUCCACAACAGCGAAAGCAGCUGCUGCUCAGCCUGCCGAACUCCGGUGCAUCCCUCCGGGGGCAGCAACGGUGGCCGUCCCCGGAUGCUCCUGGCGACAACACUCGCCCCAUGUGGAGUGCUCAAAGUUCCCACCUGACGCGCCCGCUCCCGGUCGCGCCAAACUGAGCCUAGAUGUUGGAGGCGGCAACUCUAUCGACCCGAGGUCAGCCUUCUGCGUCACACUGACACGCUUCCAGAGAAACAGCUGCGACACCUGCUUCGAGAGCCUGGAAUUCCGGAACUUCACCGUGGGUUGGGCUGUAAUUGGCCCCCAGUGCAAGGAAAGGGACUGCCUGAUUGAAGUGUACAUCCUGGAGAGUGUUGCAGCCCUGAGUCCUCUAAAGUACAACAGUACUUCGACGGAGUUUUGGAAUUUCACAAGCCCAGUGUUCAGAGAACAUGAAAAUUUUUUUAGCACUUUAGCUUUCAAUGGCAUUACCAUGAGGUAUACACGCUGUUCCAUAUCUUUAACGAACAUCUACAAUUUGGGAAAGACGAGCAUCGAAAAAUUGGUGCUCUACAACAAUGACAAUAUCAGCACAGAUCUGAAACUGGGAAUGAUGCCAAAGUUGAAGCAGCUCACAAUCGCAAAUAGCUCCAUUCUAGACUUCCCAGAGGAUGCGCACGUCCUGAUGCCGGCGCUGGAAAGACUGGACCUGAGAGACAACCAUCUGACAUCGAUACCGGCGGCCAUUGCGAGCAUGCGGAAGCUGGAGGAGCUGAACAUGUGCGGGGCGAGGCUGCGCCGACUGGCGGGGCAGCUGCCGCCGCUGCCGCGCUUGAGGGAGCUCGGCCUGCGCAACACUGGCCUGUGCUGCCUGCACCAGGAGCAGGACGCCUUCCGGGGGGUCCCCAACCUCGAGCUGCUCGACAUCUCGCAGAACCAGCUGACCUCACUGGGAGGGGCACUGCGUGGACUCAGCCAGCUGCAGUACCUCGACGUCUCUAGAAACCAGCUGACCGAAUAUCCGCAGCUGUGGAUACAGGACUGCAGGGACGGACUUCUCAGCUUUGCGUUCAAUCACCUGCGAACGCUACCAGACUGCAACAGUUUCUGCCAGAGCAGUAAAGUGCUGCUCCUUGACGUCGAAAACAAUCAAAUUUCUUCCUGGGAUGGCAGUCCUGACAUGCUGAGCAGCAACGACCGCCCCUGGGUGGUGGGCACGCUGGUGCCAUUGCUGGAGAACGGACCACAGCGCUACCGCGUCUGCCUUCACGAGCGCGACUUCCAGUUGGGCACCGUCAUCGUGCAGAAUAUCUCCAAGUCCAUGGAUCACAGCCGGCACACCAUCGUUGUCCUCUCAAAGAGCUUCCUCUCCAGCAGGUGGUGCCUGUGGGAGAUGGAUUUGGCGAACCACCGUACGCUGGACCCGUCGCAGCGCGAGUUCAUCAUCCUGCUGGAGCUGGAACCGCUGGAACGUUCGGCGCUGCCGCGGCACCUGCGGUUCCUCAUGGAUACCCGCACUUACGUGGAGUGGCACCAGGCGGGCGACGUCCAGUACGAGGAGCAGGCGUACCGCAGACUCAAGAGGGCGCUGGGGGCCAGCUGCUUCACCUGCUCUGACGUCAGCCGCUGCUGACAGCAUUUGUGUCAGCAGUCACCUCACUGCCAGAGCCAUCUGGACGGCAGCGGUUAGCGCAUUCCACCCAGAAUCUAUCCGGAAGGGAUUAUCUGCCGAUGAACAAAGCCUUUGGGCCACGCACCUGCUCUCCCAUCAACGUAACUACUGAAAAUCCAUUACCUUUGUACCCUUUGAUGUCAAGAAAGCCUACGACCAUGUAUAGUAUUCUGGUCUCACUUUCAAGCUCCAAAUAUUUCCACUUCCAGUUUCCUAUAUCUGCCUUAUUGCGUUACCUCUGUUAUGACCAACAACUAUUCUUCCUUCUGUCCCUUCACCUCAUGCCUAAGGGCUCCAUCCUCUUCCUACUCCUACAACUCAUGCACACUACGCGUAUACAGGGUGAACCAGAACUUCAUUGUUACUGUUCGUGGAUACCUUUUCACUAUUUUGGUAGAAGGGGUCCAGGGUCUCUGACGGCUCGUUAAAGCUAUUGCAUUUCGUUCGGUUUCUUGCCCAAAUAGGUUUGUAUCUAAAAUAGUGCACAACAGUGCAAUGUCGAAGAUAUGCACUGUGUGUGUAUCUUAUUUCUACCUGAUUUUGACAACCGUGAUGCCCUUUUUAACUCGGCUUGCAUUCAGUACUGUUGGGUUCCGUCUAAGGUUUUAUUUUCCAACAGCGUUAACAAUGAAAAACAGCAGUACUGUGAAUAGGUUUGCUGAUGAAGCAUUGGCCGACGGGCACCUCGUGUAUAGGUUCACUGAAUGCAAUGGAAGAGCGACACAACGACGCAGUGGUGGGCUGUUCCCGCAGCGACGGCAAACCACAUCACAGUACUGUUUCAUCUCUCUGAGGAUUGAUGCAUACCUCUGUGUUGUGUGUUGCAGUUGUGUUUAUUGCUUCGCUGUGAAGGUAAUUUCACGGAAACAGGGGUGACUGCACUAACAAACCGAAUAAAUCACAAUCACUUCAUUACACUGUAAAGAGUCAUAUCCAUUCUACCGAUCGCCUAUUGCCAUAAUUCCUGUCUCAGUAACAUACUAAAUCUUCUCAGAGUAACCGUUAACACUAAAGUGACCUGAACCACCAAUCACUGAUCACGUAAAGAGGACCAACAAAAGAGUAAAACCAGUUACUGGAUGAAUAUUGGAAUUGAACUCUUCCACCAUACUCUACACGCAUACAACUCUAAUCCAUCCCAUCGUUUCUUUUGUCAGUGUAGCAUAAUUUUCUGCAGAUUCGAAAUUCUACAGAUACCUCCAUAUCACUGACUACCAAGUGCUCCACCUUCCCUUCCAGAUUAGUUUACCUUCUCCAACGUCUGUCCUUAACCAACUUAUCAGAUUUAUUUCUUCCCCACAUUGAACACUUCUGAAUACUCCACACCUCCGAUAAACUUAAUAAAUGUACAAUUCCCACAUCUUCCCCAACUCAACUUUGCAACCUUUCACCAACACAAACCAGGCAUCCUCUCUUUGUAAUGUGUCAAGCACCUUCUCCUCGCAGCCCACGAAAUGUAUACCUUUGUUCGUCCAUCCUACCAACUCUUGACCGUUUCUCCUCUUCCACAUCAUGACUUCUGUGACCUGUUUUCCGUCUGACUUCAAAACCUUCCACCUAAGAUCUACACGUAAAUCUCCCAAACUGGCUGCUGAGACACACUAGAAAUAUUCCUAUUGAUACCACUAAUCGCUAUUGUCUUCAUCUUCCGUAACCGACAAAACUAUGUCAAACUUUAUUGUAAACCACCAUGAAUCAUGACAUUAAAAUUAAAUCAUAAAACUUGUAA
This is a messenger RNA of Schistocerca serialis cubense, 3707 nucleotides long. RefSeq names its product toll-like receptor 2. Lineage: Eukaryota; Metazoa; Arthropoda; Insecta; Orthoptera; Acrididae. Gene Ontology annotation, molecular function: protein binding; transmembrane signaling receptor activity. The record is from RefSeq and is a predicted model, not a curated record. The transcript is spliced from 6 exons. Gene Ontology annotation, cellular component: membrane. The coding region runs from base 245 to 1939 and encodes 564 amino acids. Gene Ontology annotation, biological process: immune response; toll-like receptor signaling pathway.